AUGUCGGCUAUUCCCAAAAGGACACAGGCUGUGAUCCCUGUAAGCAUUUCAGCUGUUCUUGGAGCGUAUCUGCAGGCUAAUGCAACAAGGACACGUACUUCUAAAUCUUCAGAAAGAAAGGACCUGAAGCACACGCUAAAAGAUACUCAGACUGCUGCUAUGGAAUUGAGGAGGCCUUUAGAGAAUAAUGAAAGACACUGGAAAGUAGAAAAGAUGGAAUUAUUGGAACGAUUUGAUAGUGAAAGGAAAGAAUGGGAAAGUCAGUGGAAAAUUAUGCAGAAGAAGAUUGAGGAGCUUUACCAGGAAGUGAAACUGAGGAGGGAAAAUAAACUGAAUGGUUAUGAAGAAGGUCUCACUGCUAAAUCCCUGCAGUUAUCAGUGCCUAUAUACAAUUCUGAACCUAGAAAUUCCAGUGACAAGGCAAGACACAUGUUGCAAAGCACAGAUAAAAAGAUGGAUGUUAGUAGCAUAGCAGUUCCUAAAAACAGUCCAAAGCCAAAGGAGAAGAAACCACACACACUAGAAUCCUCACAUCCACAGCACAAUGUUCUGAAACUGGAACCUGAAAAGUACCUUUCUACAAAAAUGUCCAAACCGGAGAACGAUGCACUAAAUGAUGCCCUGAGAGAGAUUGCCCGAGUCAGUGAGGAACUGUGUAAAUUUCAAGAUGAAAUUCGUGGGAGAUCCAACUGUAAAAGGAUGGGUACCAAUUUAGCUGCUUGUGGGAACUAUGAUGCCGGCGCUAAAGAUUUCAAAAUAGACAAGAACAUGCCAUCUUCUAAAGUAUCAAAAACCAAUGAGAGGUCCACCGAGAAUUAUGUCAACAACCCUGUGAUAUUGAAUUCUCUCAGUCAGCAAUCAGAAAUAGGUGGCACAUCCUUGGUUUCUCACGAGUCAUCGUUUCCACCUUCAUAUUUCUCGAGCAACAUUGCAAGUCAGUUGUCCUCUGCAAAUGAGUCAUAUGAUACUUAUGAAGGCUGUUCUUCUGUGUGCUCUAAUGUAAACAGUUAUCAUGUGGUGACUAGCCACAGUGAUGCUGUGGGAAAAAAUGACAAUGGACUAUGCCAUGUAAGCUGUUUAUAUGACAUUGGAACACUUGACAAAUCAAACCCAGUAAAAUCUUUCCUGGACAACAUUGCAGAUUAUGACAGUUUAGUUUUUGAAACUGAUGCAUGGAAUUCCACCAUGUCAAUUUCCAGGUUGCCCUGCUCUAACUUCUGUUCUGAUGAAAUCAUGUCAGAACACUAUCCUAAUGCCUCCGAAUUCAGACCUGAAAUGGCAACGAAUGGAAAGCUAGCAGCAAAGAUUGAUGAAUUCAACAGAAUGGUUUUUAAGACAGAAAAAGGAAGCAAAGUUUUUCAUGAGCCCUUAUUUGACAUGUGUCAUCCUGCAAAGCAGGAGCCUUGCAUUCACUUGCUGGGUGACAGUUUGGCCACUGCUCAGACCAAUGCUGAACCAGAUAAUGAGGCUGAAAUGACUGUGGAAUCCUAUGAAAACAGUACAAUACAGAGUGUAAAAUCUAAAGUCCAAAAGUGGCAAGCAAAUGGAUCUCACAGCAGAAGCAGCUACCAAAACAUGCUGCUAGAGCACAAUUGGACACCAAGCAACUUGUCAGGGAGACCGCGAUCUGCAGAUUCUAGGUCCAACUAUGGUGUUGUCGAAAAGCUUUUAAAGAGCUAUGAGAACAAGGCUCCAAAUCAUAAUUCUAAACAUGUUUUAAGGAAGAGGACAAAUUCAGAUUUCCUUCUGACAGAUGCUAACUCUGAAAAAUUGACUCGGUGCUUAGAAAUGCUCCAGAUUGACCAAGUAACCACAAGCUUUAAUAAUGACGUGCCUACUCACCGGCAUCUACGGGAAACCCCUGAAUGCAUUAAGCUACCAGAGGUAAAUGUAUGA
Messenger RNA from Xenopus laevis (African clawed frog), 1896 nucleotides. RefSeq lists its product as uncharacterized. The record is from RefSeq and is a predicted model, not a curated record. NCBI's taxonomy places the organism in Eukaryota, Metazoa, Chordata, Amphibia, Anura, Pipidae. The transcript is spliced from 6 exons. Bases 1 to 1896 code for a protein of 631 amino acids.